GAUUUGUCACCCGAUAAGCAAGGUUCAUUCGACUACAGAGCGCUAACACUAGCACCUGCCAACCAGAGAGUCUGUCACUAGUAUUAAAAUGAACAUUAUGGGUACCGAGGUGAAAACUACAGCAACAUUAGUGUCUCUUAGAAAGUUUCACAUCUCUGAUGAAUGUGGGUUUAUUCUUCCUGAGCCUCUGAUGGAUCUGCCCGUUUACUACAAGCCCUGGAUGGACAUUGGCCGAAAUGUGACUGAACUCAUCUCUUCCCAUUCACUACGCCUCAAAAUUCACAAUAUGCCACUGUUGACGACUGAUUUGUUGCGAACCCAUCGUGAGCUGCGAUUGGCUCAUCUGGCGUUGAGCGUAAUGACUAUGGGUUAUGUAUGGCAGGAGGGAGAAAAAGAAACCGUAAAAGUGCUUCCGCAGUCUCUGUCUGUACCCUUCUGUGAGGUUUCUCAGAGAUUGGGUCUGCCACCAAUCCUUACCCAUGCCGACACAGUCCUUGCCAACUGGAAGAAAACAGAUCCAAAUGGACCUUUCACCAUGGAGAAUCUGGAGUUGUUGCUGUCGUUGCCUGGAGGUCAAAGUUUAAGAGGAUUUUUUCUGGUCACGCUUUUGGUGGAGCUGGCGGCCGUUCCUGGACUGAAGUCUGUUAUUGAUGUCAUCAACGGUGUCCAUUAUAACGACAUUGAAAGAGUCACCAAAGCUCUGGAUAUGAUCAGUCAGUCCAUCGACAGCAUGAAACAGGCCCUGAAACGAAUGCAUGAAUAUGUUGAUCCCUCCAUAUUCUAUGGCAUUAUAAGGAUCCAUCUUUCUGGAUGGAAAGAUAACCCGUCGAUGGCUGACGGUCUGGUCUAUGAAGGAGUUGAUGAUCAACCUAUGGAGUUUUCUGGAGGCAGUGCAGCACAGAGCAGCAUCUUACACUGCUUUGAUGAGCUUCUGGGAGUCCAACAUGAAGGCAACAAUGGGGCCUUCCUGAAAAGAAUGAGGGACUACAUGCCGCCCUCCCAUAAACAAUUCAUCCAGGAGAUCUCCAUUUGUCCGUCUCUGCGUAAUUUUGUUCUCCAGCAAGCGGAUGAGCGUCUGACGCGUGCGUUUGAGAAGUGCGUGGCUGGACUGGUGGACUUUCGAAACUGCCACAUUAACAUCGUCACCCGUUUCAUCACGAUACCAGCGUCCCGUGCCAAACAGCUCCGUGCCAAUAAGCAAAAUCUGGCGGAGGAACUGGACACAAUCAGUCGAGCUCCGACAGCACUGGAGGAAAGAGGAACUGGAGGAUCAGGCAUCAUGACCUUCCUGAAGACUGUGCGAAAUGAAACUAAAGACAGCUCCAUCUCAGUGUUUACUAAUGGAAACCAAGAACCACCAGUGAAAGAGAUUGAGAAAUCUGCAUCUGAGCUCACCAUAGAAUAAAUCCCAUUCACGCUGAGAAUGCUAAUGAUAACCAGUGUUGAGGGUAAUGCAUUACAAGUACACUGAAAAGUACAUUGGAUUUACUCAAUUUUAGUCCAUUUUUUUAAGUUCAGUGGUUGCAAACAAUGUGUAUUGGUUGAAUUUAAAUAAACAAAUUUAAUUUAGUAAUGCAGUAUAUUGAAUAGUUUGUUUGUUUAAAUUUAAGUUAAAUUUAUUUAAGGAUAAAUAAAAUGUUUUCAACCACUUACCUUAAAAAAAUGUAGUAAAUCCAAUGAUUUAUUUACUUUUUUUUGUGUAGAAAUGCACUGAAAUAAAAAUUCUAGGCCAGAACUGAAAUUCUGGAUGAACUUGGCUGGAAAACGAAACUGAAAAUGCUUUGUAAUUAUUAUUUAUUAUUGUAUUAAGUAAUUUUGUACAAUAAAAUUUUAAAUGUAACUCAAUAACUUAAUUUAUACAUAUAUUUUAGAAUACAAGCCAAUAAAUUAAGCACAUUUUAUUUAUUAAAAUAAUUGU
This is a messenger RNA of Danio aesculapii, 1918 nucleotides long. It is a transcript of the gene ido1, whose product is annotated as indoleamine 2,3-dioxygenase 1. Gene Ontology annotation, biological process: 'de novo' NAD+ biosynthetic process from L-tryptophan. Lineage: Eukaryota; Metazoa; Chordata; Actinopteri; Cypriniformes; Danionidae. Gene Ontology annotation, molecular function: metal ion binding; indoleamine 2,3-dioxygenase activity; L-tryptophan 2,3-dioxygenase activity. The record is from RefSeq and is a predicted model, not a curated record. The transcript is spliced from 10 exons. Gene Ontology annotation, cellular component: cytoplasm. The coding region runs from base 89 to 1405 and encodes 438 amino acids.